AUGGGUGAUGGCAGUGUUGUUCCAAGGUUCGGAAACAUGAAGGCUUUGCUUGGAUUAAUUGCUGGAGCUGGAGCUUCCUAUGGCCUGUAUAAACUUAUCAGCGGGCAACGUUUCAAGAAAAACAAGAAAAGCACCCCCAGUGAAAGUCCUGGUGUAAAAAGCAGCCAGCCGGACGAAGUUCAGCUCCAACCAGGCAGCCUGCUAGCCAGAGUGUCCGGGCUGAAUGUAAUCUGUCCCCAGUCAGGAGAUGCUGCAUCAGGCGGGAUCAUCCACCAGUCUCCUAGUAAUCUGGAGCCACAACACUUCAAGAUGUUGCUGUCAUGUCUGCAGGACUCUGAUGAUCCAACUCAGAGGUGUAGGGUUCUUCGUACAUUGGGAAAUGCUGCUGCUUUCACUGUAAAUCAGAAUCUAAUUCGGGAAUUGGAAGGGCUUCACAUCAUAGCUCAUUUCCUUUCUGAUCCUGCAGCAGAGGUUAGAGUGCAGACCCUGAAUGCUUUAAAUAAUUUGUGUAUGAACAUCCAAAACCAGGAACAAAUAAAGCUUUACGUGCCACAAGUGCUGGAACUGAUUGAAAUGUCCCCGGUGAAUUCAGACCUUCAGCUUGGUGCUCUGCGGCUGCUGACAAACCUUUCAGUCACAGACAAGCACCAGCAUUUACUGAAAGAAUCCAUUACACUUUUUCUGUCUCUUCUGGUUGUGAGCAGUGAAGCGCUGCAGGUUCAGACAUUGAGAGUCCUUGUGAAUUUGUCAUCUAAUCCAGAUAUGGUGGAUGAAAUAGUUCAAGCUCAGGCACCGGCUUCUGUUCUGCUGCUGUUUGACAAACGAACAGCCCCUGCCGUGCUGCUGCGACUGCUUACAUUUGUAGGGAACUUGAAGGCCUGGAGACCCUCUGAACAGGUGGCUGAUGAACUGCGGCAGAAACAGGACAGCCUCUUCAAGGUCAUGCUGGAUGAUUCUUCUCAGCUCAACAACAAACUUGUCCAGCUGCUUUCACAUCCUGACGGGGAGAUUCAGGCCCAAGUAGCUCGUAUUUUGACAUAGGACCUCCCCUUUGUGAUCUUCAUAAAAAACACUUCCCUCCACCCCAUUUUCCAUAGGCACCAACUUACCAAUGUGUUUAAGUUUUGAGUUAAACACCUUUUAAGAUUAAUCCUGUAGAAGUUCAGGCAACGUUGCCUCCUGUGGAUAUUCAGCAACAUCCUCCACAGGAUGAACAAUAAAAACUAACUCAGUUCUCCUCU
This is a messenger RNA of Nematolebias whitei (Rio pearlfish), 1241 nucleotides long. It is a transcript of the gene armc10, whose product is annotated as armadillo repeat containing 10. NCBI's taxonomy places the organism in Eukaryota, Metazoa, Chordata, Actinopteri, Cyprinodontiformes, Rivulidae. Bases 1 to 1041 code for a protein of 346 amino acids. The transcript has 6 exons. The record is from RefSeq and is a predicted model, not a curated record. Gene Ontology annotation, cellular component: mitochondrion.